GUCCUCACGUAAUCAUGUUUAUUACUAUAUUUUUUAUUAUUGUGGCUUUUGGAGUCCUUGUUCUACUGCCCGUGGUCGCUAGCGGUGGAUUACUACUUGCAUUGAUUAUCGUUUGGCUGUGGCAACGUCAUCAUUUCCGGUACUGGCACCGUUUGGGCGUACCCUUCGUGCCGGCUACUCCAUUUGUGGGAAAUGUGUGGAACCUUUUGCGAGGAGCCUGCUGCUUUGGCGAUCAGUUCCGAGAGUUGUACGAGAGCAAGGAAGCUGCCGGCCGCGCCUUCGUGGGAAUUCAUGUGCUGCACAACCAUGCUCUACUUCUUCGGGAUCCGGCUCUGAUCAAGCGUAUAAUGGUUGAAGACUUCUCCCAGUUCUCAAGCCGUUUUGAGACCACAGACCCCAUUGGCGAUACAAUGGGGUCCCAGAAUCUAUUCUUUUCGAAAUAUGAAUUUUGGCGCGAGACGCAUAAAAUCUUUGCACCCUUCUUUGCUGUGGGAAGGGUGCGUCAAAUGUACGGUCUUCUGGAUAACAUUGGAAAGAAACUGGAGGAACAUAUGGAGGAGAAGCUAGAGGGGGGAGAUAGUAUGGAGCUGGAGGUCAAGCAAUUGUGUGCUCUGUUCACUACGGACAUCAUUGCAUCAUUGGCUUUCGGCAUAGAGGCACACAGUUUGCAGAAUCCAGAGGCGGAGUUUCGUCGUAUGUGCGUUGAGGUCAACGAUCCGAGGCCGAAGCGGCUGUUACAUCUCUUCACAAUGUUCUUUUUCCCACGAUUAUCGCGCCGGGUUCGCACUCAUCUUUACUCCGAAGAGUAUGAACGUUUUAUGCGCAAGUCCAUGGACUACAUUCUUGCCAAACGCGAGGAAAGUGGAGAAAAGCGGCAUGAUUUGAUUGACAUAUUUCUACAGUUAAAACGUACAGAGCCAGCGGAAAGCAUAAUCCAUCGGCCGGAUUUCUUUGUGGCCCAGGCUUCUUUUCUGCUUUUGGCAGGCUUCGAUACCUCGUCAUCCACCAUAACCUUUGCCUUGUACGAGCUGGCCAAAAAUCCAACGAUUCAGCGCAGAUUGCGAACGGAGAUUCGCGAUGUCCUACAUUCUAGCCAUGGUCCGCAUCUAAGCUGCGAGUCCGUCUGUGGAUUGGAGUACCUGCGGCAGGUGGUGGAUGAAAUUUUGAGACUGUAUCCGCCUACGGCAUUCUUAGACCGAUGCUGCAAUUCCCGCGAUGGCUAUGAUCUGUCAUCGUGGAACAAUGGAUCACCUUUCAAAUUGCAUGCAGGCACGCCUGUCUACAUAUCGGUAUUGGGACUCCAUCGAAAUCCUCAGUACUGGCCAAACCCCGAAGUCUUCGAUCCAGAACGAUUUUCAGCCGAGCAACGCCAACAGCAUCAUCCAAUGACUUAUUUACCUUUUGGAGCAGGUCCAAGGGGAUGCAUUGGUACGCUGCUGGGUCAGUUGGAGAUCAAAGUUGGACUGCUGCACAUUCUUAAAAACUUUCGGGUGGAGCUCUGCGAGAGGACCUUGCCGGAAAUGAGAUUCGAUCCCAAAGCCUUUGUUCUUACUGCCCAUAACGGAACCUACCUUCGUUUUGUUAAGGAUCCCCUUUGAAAUAAAUGUUUUUCAUAUUUUAAACUGUA
Drosophila subpulchrella is the source of this 1627-nucleotide messenger RNA. It is a transcript of the gene Cyp6t1, whose product is annotated as probable cytochrome P450 6t1. Gene Ontology annotation, biological process: insecticide catabolic process; response to DDT. The record is from RefSeq and is a predicted model, not a curated record. Lineage: Eukaryota; Metazoa; Arthropoda; Insecta; Diptera; Drosophilidae. Gene Ontology annotation, molecular function: monooxygenase activity; heme binding; oxidoreductase activity, acting on paired donors, with incorporation or reduction of molecular oxygen. The coding region runs from base 15 to 1598 and encodes 527 amino acids. The transcript is spliced from 2 exons.